UUCUAAGGCCCCAAUUUUUCAUUUGAAAAAUGAGAAUCACUGUGUCUUUCAAAAGUUUUUUAAAAAGGUACAAUAAAAUGAAAAAAAAAAAAAAAGCUUAGCACAGUUCCAAGAAUACUGUCAACAGUGAAAAACUGGUUUUGAACAGCUACCCUGAGGCCAAUGCUUUUUAAUGCGUUCACAUAAGGAUCGCUCUGUCCAUCUCCAGAAACGGAGAAGUCAAGUUCUGUCUGCACCUUGUGAAUUAGAUAAAAUCUCAGCUCAACAACUUGAAACUAGCCAUGGGCCAAGUCGCGGUCUGGCCUCUGCCCCAAGACUACAAGUCCCAGCAUGCCGCGCGCCGGAUCUUGCCCGCCCCUUCCGCUCCAGGCACCACCUCCUCUUCAUGCGCCGGUGUGGGGCGCGCAAUGGAAACGGGAUGCUGGCUGCUCGGGGGGGAGUUCGAGGACUCGGUGUUCGAGGAGAGGCGGGAGCGGCGGCCUGGACCACCCGAGUCGUACCGCGCCAAACGCUGCGAGCCGCAGUGGUUUUAUGAAGAAACAGGGAGCAGCGAUGAUGUUGAAGCUCUGACUGUCCAGAAAUUCAAAGGGGACCUGGCCUACAGACGGCAAGAGUAUCAGAAAGCACUGCAAGAGUAUUCCAGUAUCUCAGAAAAACUGCCGUCUACAAAUUUUGCCAUGAAAAGGGAUGUCCAGGAAGGCCAGGCUCGAUGCCUUGUUCACCUGGGAAGGCACAAGGAAGCCCUGGAGAUUGCCACAAACUUGGAAAAUAAAGCAACUAACACAGACCACUUAACCACUGUACUCUACCUCCAGUUUACUAUUUGUUCCAGUUUGCAGAACUUGGAGAAAACCAUUUUCUGCCUACAGAAACUGAUUUCUUUGCAUCCCUUUAAUCCUUGGAACUGGGGCAAAUUGGGAGAGGCUUACCUGAACUUGGAGCCAGCACUCUCAGCAUCGCUUGAGUCAUCUCAGAAAGAGAACAGUUUCACCUCAAGUGACACGGCUAUCAAAUCCUCCUUUCCCCACUCAGGAAAAGACUAUCUUUUGUGUUUCUCUGAAACUUUGCCUGAGAGCUCUGUGGAAGUAGGCAGGGGUAAUAAGCAAAAGAAUGAGAAAGCUCUUAAAGAUAUUAAAAACCGUAUGACAGAAGAGAGAGCAGCAGUGUUGCUGGAAACUCGGAUGAAAGCUUGUGCCUCUUUUAUACGAACCAGGCUUUUGCUUCAGCUUGCCCAAUCUCAGCAAACAUCGUUUGCUUUGGAGAGGAACUUGAGGACUCAGCAGGAAAUUGAAGAUAAAAUGAAAAGGUUCAGCUUCAAAGAAGACACUUUGCUGUUGAUAGCAGAGGUUAUGGGCGAAGAUAUCGUCCCAGAAAAACUCAGAGACGAGGUUCACACGGAGGUCAAGUGUGUUGGCCCCGCGGCCCUGACUACCUUGGUGAUCGGGUCUUCGAAAGAGUUUGAAGACAAGUGGUUCAGAAAGAUCAAAGACCACGUCCAUCCCUUUGAAAAUCAGUUCCACUCAGAGAUACAGAUCUUGCCUUAGUGGUCCCUAUAAAAACAAAAAACAUCUUGUACUUCAGACAGAAUCCUCUGCUAAUCAUGGAAUAUACUGAAUUAAAAACAAUCAUCUGUUUUAUAAAAA
Molecule: messenger RNA, 1643 nt
Organism: Cervus elaphus (red deer)
Lineage: Eukaryota; Metazoa; Chordata; Mammalia; Artiodactyla; Cervidae
Gene: C21H8orf76
Product: chromosome 21 C8orf76 homolog
Exons: 6
Coding region: 282-1544 (420 amino acids)
Molecular function (GO): protein binding
Source: RefSeq, a predicted model, not a curated record